AUGCCACGGCUUACCCACACUUCUAGCGAUGGAGAAGAGUCGGUGAUAACGAGUUUUCUAUGCUCGGUAGAAAUCCUUAAGGAGGAUAUUAGUGAGGUAGAUGUGGUGCGUAAGUUUAAGGAUGUAUUUCCGGAGAUACCUAGACCUCCACCUCAACGGGUAGUAGAAUUUCACAUUGACCUAGUGCCGGGAACUGCACCGAUUUCUAAAGCGGCAUACAGAAUGGCGCCUAAAGAGCUUGUGAAAAUGAAGAAACAGUUGGAAGAGAUGCUUCAAAAAGGGUUCAUACGUUCAAGUAACUCCCCAUGGAGAGCACCUGCGAUCUUUGUCUCCAAGAAAGAUGGCACUCUCCAUGGGAGACUGCGAUUCAAGGGCAGGUUGUGCGCACCUAACAUAGUUGAAUUGAGGAAAGAGAUUAUGGAUGAUGCUUAUAGGACCCGAUAUAUUAUUCACCCUAGCGAGACUAAGAUGUAUCAUGACCUAAAGAGGACGUUUUGGUGUGAAGGUAUGAAGAAGGACGUAGGAGAGUAUGUUUCUUCAUAUUAUGUGUGCCAACAGGUUAAGGCAAAACACCAACGACCGUUUGGAUUUUUGCAGUCUCUUGAGAUCCCUACUUGGAAAUAG
Camellia sinensis is the source of this 624-nucleotide messenger RNA. The record is from RefSeq and is a predicted model, not a curated record. Lineage: Eukaryota; Viridiplantae; Streptophyta; Magnoliopsida; Ericales; Theaceae.